AUGUUACCUCGAAUCCUACGAUACAUCAGGGCAGCUCCUAUCCCCAACACAGGAUCCGUGGCCAGAGAUCUACUUGCCUCGGAAAGGACAUUCCUCGCAUGGGCUAGAAGUGGUCUCGGGUUUAUCGCAUUGGGUGUAGCACUAGAGAAAGUGGAAGCCUUCGCAGCCAUUUCUCCGACCUUGCUUCAUUUAUCGGACUCAAGGACCAAAGUCGCCGCUGGUAUCCUUGUUGGAAGUGGCAGUCUCUGUGUUGCACAUGGCACUCAAAGGUACUUCAGCACACUAAGACUGCUACAGGAAGGGAAAUUCAGACCCAAUACCGGUGGGGUGACUCUCAUGGCUGUCACUUGUAUUGCCAUCGCUGUUUCCGGCAGUCUUUUAGUUCUGGAGAACGAAGCGACAAAGGUAAAGGAAGCUGAAAAGACCACACCGAAAGUUUGA
This is a messenger RNA of Exophiala bonariae, 441 nucleotides long. RefSeq lists its product as uncharacterized. The transcript has a single exon. Lineage: Eukaryota; Fungi; Ascomycota; Eurotiomycetes; Chaetothyriales; Herpotrichiellaceae. The coding region runs from base 1 to 441 and encodes 146 amino acids. The record is from RefSeq and is a predicted model, not a curated record.